Molecule: messenger RNA, 2196 nt
Organism: Paramacrobiotus metropolitanus
Lineage: Eukaryota; Metazoa; Tardigrada; Eutardigrada; Parachela; Macrobiotidae
Product: coiled-coil domain-containing protein 174-like
Exons: 11
Coding region: 278-1981 (567 amino acids)
Cellular component (GO): nucleus
Source: RefSeq, a predicted model, not a curated record
UAUUUCCACGAAUAAACUUUGCUAUACAGUAAAUGAAAAACAUUUAUGUUAAUUAUUCGGUUGUUCAGGUUAGUUCAAUAAUUAGCGUUCUUAAGCAUACCGUGGAUGACCUCUGGGGUAGAGACUUCGUCACUUCUACUUACCAAAAACAAAACCAUCAGUGUUUCAUCUUGUUUGUUCCCCCCUGGCGAUGGUAUUACGAAUUGUUAAAGUGUUGUCGCUGAUCACCAAUCUGCUGUAGUGUUCUGACGUUAAAGAUUGAAGUGCGAUCGCUGUGAUGGCAUCCCUUUCGGAAGUCAGCAAAUCGUCCCUGAUCAACUUGAAAGCAGAAUUAUACCGUAAACAAGAAGAAUCGCGUCAGAAACGGCAGGCGCAUUCGUCUUCCAUUCCUAGCGGAUACCAAGUUCUUCCAGGAAAACAUGUGGCUAAAGCGAGUAGCUCAAAACCAAGGCUUUCGAAGGGGAAAACAAAGCCCAGUUCAAACCCAGGUGUGGCAGAACGUAUAGCGAAAGACGCGCAGAUUUUGCCACCAGGAACUGAGAAAAGUUGGGAGCAAGUACGAGAGGUUUUGGAACGGAAGGCAAAGCUGUACGACAAACUCUCUUCCCAGCAGUACGAUCCAGAUGAAGGCGAGAGUCCGUUAUUGGUGGAUUUUUCCCAAAAGCAAGUUGCAGCACAAGGAAAGGGUCGUAGCGCGCCUAUGUACGAUGACACUGAUAGUUCGGACGACGAAAUUGGGCCGGUGCCUUUGCCUGGCAAGCCUAGUGACGCUGAUGAUGAAUGGGCUGAAUAUGAGGACCAUCUGGGCCGCACCCGCAGAUGCCUUCGCACAGAUCUUCCACGGAUGCUGGAGGAGAAUGUUCGAUUAAAAGCGGAAACGGAUUCGGCCCGAGCAUCCAACACCAAUUAUAGUCGCGCAGACGAUGCGGAUGUCUCUCCGGCUGCUGGCGGAUUUGACUUUGGUCCUGUGCCGCUUGAUGAGCGAACACUCCUUUCUAAUGAUAUGCAACGGGAGAUGGAGCGACAAUCUUGGGAAAUAGAUAGCGCAAGCGGGAAUUCGGAUGCGAGGCGUGCCACUGCAGGUCAUCCGGGGAAGGUGACUUAUAAUCCCCACCGCAAGGGACCUGUCUUUUACGAAACAAUAAGGGAUAAUGAAAUACGGGAUUUGGGCAUCGGAUACUUUAAAUUCUCCACCGAUCCGACGACAAGAGAAGAAGAGUUUAACAAGCUCCAGAAGCUACGACAGCAGACAAACGAGCAAAGGGCUCAUAAUGCGCAGUUGAAAGCCAAACGGAAAGCUCUCGCUGAUGCGCGUCUAGCCAAAAUUAGAGAGAAGAAGAAUAUCAAAGCUGUCCCAGAAGAAAGCAGAGAUGAAGAUCUCGAAGAAUUUGAGAAGACAUUAGAAGCUGCGCCUGUUCUCCACACCAAAUCCAAAGCUGAACUAAAUGCAACUCGAACUGAACCGGCUCCGGUCAGGGAAUGGGAUGUUGGAAAAGCGAUAUUGGACAACGAAGAUUUGGAUAAGAAAUAUGUGGAAAAGCGCCGCACGGAUCGCAAUCCCGAUUUUGCUCCACCAGAGCAGUACCAUAAAAAAGAUCCACCGAAGCAACCAAAGAAAAAUUUUCCGCGUCCGUAUUCGCAAAAUUCGCAGCUGUCCAACGUGCACGAGGGACGGUCCAGCAGUGCUUCGCUAGCAAACGCGCUCCCCUCAGCUCCGUCUGGAGAUAGCUCUGUAAAUACUGAUUACAAACCAUGGGAACAUAUUCCCCAAUGGAAUAACGCCCGUGCCACCGAAAAAGGUGAUAAUUCCGACCGAGCAACCAAAAACCUACCGGUGGGAUCAUGGAGUUCUGUGCCACCUCCAACCUCGUAUGAGGACAAGGGCAGGCCGAUGGCAUUUCAUCAUGUCAAUGCUGCAGAAAUCAGGGAACAAGCGAAAGCCCUUUUCAAAAAUAAAACUGGCCAGGACUUGCAGUACUGAUUCAUUGCAGUGAAUGGUAAUGCGCGACUUCGUCAAUAAUUUCCAGUGAUGCGAGAAAGGAUUCUUUAUGAAAGUAAGCUUUUGGGGAGUUGUACAUAGUGCCACAAUGCCUGAGUUAAAGUUAAACGAAGACGCUUGAAUUACUGAAAACGCUAUGACAGCUCGCAUUGUGGAGCAUUUUUGAUCUUUUGAACUGAUAAAAUUCUUUAUCCUUG